This is a messenger RNA of Lycium ferocissimum, 384 nucleotides long. RefSeq lists its product as uncharacterized. NCBI's taxonomy places the organism in Eukaryota, Viridiplantae, Streptophyta, Magnoliopsida, Solanales, Solanaceae. The record is from RefSeq and is a predicted model, not a curated record. Bases 1 to 384 code for a protein of 127 amino acids. The transcript is spliced from 4 exons.
AUGGCCCCGAUUAAGGCAUUGUAUGGUAGGAGGUGUCUUUCUCCAGUUGGUUGGCUCGAUAUAUUUGAGGUUAGGGCUUGGGGUACAAACUUUCUGGGGGAUUCUUUGGACAAGGACAAGUUGAUUCAGGAGAGACUCUUCAUGGCCGAGGGUCUUGUUGAAGGUUUCACCCAUGAAGGGUGUGAUAAGGUUCGGGAAGAAGAGAAAGUUGAGCCCGAGUGGGAUUAUGUGUUGCUUGAUCAGAAUUUGAGUUUUGAUGAAGAGCCUGUUGCUAUUCUAGAUAGGCAGAUUCUGAAGUUGAGAUACAAAGAGAGAGCUUCAGUGAAGGGAUGGGUGGCACAGUUAUCAAGGCAACUGGGUAAGUAUUGGGGAAGAAAAUCCUGA